Molecule: messenger RNA, 1632 nt
Organism: Elgaria multicarinata webbii
Lineage: Eukaryota; Metazoa; Chordata; Lepidosauria; Squamata; Anguidae
Product: excitatory amino acid transporter 5-like
Exons: 11
Coding region: 1-1632 (543 amino acids)
Biological process (GO): L-glutamate transmembrane transport
Cellular component (GO): plasma membrane
Molecular function (GO): glutamate:sodium symporter activity; neutral L-amino acid transmembrane transporter activity; L-glutamate transmembrane transporter activity
Source: RefSeq, a predicted model, not a curated record
AUGUGGGAGCGGAUGAAGAAAGCUCUCCUGAGCCCGUUCUCCGUCAGCUUCGCGGCCACCUGGAAGGUGAUCAGGGCCUUCUGGCGCAAGAACGGCCUCUUGACCCUCUCCAUGCUCUCCGUGAUGUCCGGCUGCCUCGUAGGGUUCCUGCUGAGGGCGUUGGAGCUGUCCGAUCUGGAGAAGCAAUACUUCUCUUUCCCCGGAGAACUUCUGAUGAGGAUGUUAAAGAUGCUCAUUUUGCCGUUGAUUACCUCCAGCUUGAUGUCUGGUUUGGCCACCAUGGACUCCAAAGUCUGUGGGAAAAUGGGGGUCAUCACCAUCACCUAUUACCUCUGGACGACCUUCUUGGCCGUGACGACUGGAAUCGUCUUAGUCAUCAUUAUCCACCCCGGGGCGGCUGCCCAGAAGGAAGAAUACACGGUCAGCAAAGUGGUGCUCAGCUCCGCCGAUGCCCUGCUGGACCUCAUCAGAAAUAUGUUUCCUUCCAAUCUCAUCGAGGCAUCAUUCCAGCAGUACCGAACGGUUCUCGUCCCCGUGGUGAAGUCCCCGGGGAUUCCAAAUAUGCCAAGGAAAUCUCUGAGUUUCAUCUACUUCGUGCCUGACACCGAAAACCCACAGAUACAGCGACCGGUGCUCCUUGAAAUCACACCGUCCCCGGAAAUGACGUACCGGACCCUCCCUGGCAGCAAUAAUGAAAUGAAUGUCCUGGGAAUAGUUAUCUUCUCAGCCACGAUUGGCCUCCUUCUGGGGAAGAUGGGCGAGCGCGGGGCUCCCCUGGUGAACGUCUGCCAAUGCCUGAACGAGGCCGUGAUGAAGAUCGUCGCCAUGGCCGUCUGGUAUUUCCCUUUCGGCAUCGUCUUCUUGAUCGCCGGGAAGAUCUUGGAGAUGGAAGACCCCUACGUGAUCGGGAAGAAGCUGGGCCUCUACGCCAUGACGGUCGUGACCGGCUUAGCCAUCCAUGGCCUUUUUUUCUUGCCUGCGCUGUUUGUGCUCAUCACCAGGAAGAACCCGUUCUCCUUCAUCCGGGGGAUCCUGCAAGCCCUGUUGAUCGCUCUGGCGACGUCGUCCAGCUCAGCCACGCUGCCCAUCACCCUGAAGUGUCUCCUCGAGAACAACGGGAUUGACCGGCGGAUCGCCCGGUUUGUCCUCCCAGUGGGUGCCACCAUCAACAUGGACGGGACGGCCCUGUACGAGGCUGUGGCAGCCAUAUUCAUCGCACAAGUCAACGAGUACGACCUGGACUUGGGACAAAUCGUAACCAUCAGCAUCACGGCCACGGCGGCAAGCAUCGGAGCGGCUGGCAUCCCUCAGUCCGGCCUCGUCACGAUGGUAAUCGUGUUAACCUCUGUCGGGCUGCCCACAGAAGACAUCACGCUGAUCAUUGCCAUCGACUGGGCCUUGGACCGGCUGCGCACCAUGACCAACGUGCUGGGCGAUGCGCUGGCCGCAGGAAUCAUAGCGCACAUCUGUCAAAAUGAUUUUGCUCCCAAACCGCCCGAGGAAGACCCCGAGAACAACAAAGCCAUGCCGGCCUUAGCAGAGGCUUCCGUCUCCCAGCCCAAAGACCACGUGAUGGAGAUAAUCGGAGAAGUUUUAGCCGAACGGACAAAAUACAACAUCUGUCAGGUGUGA